Molecule: messenger RNA, 579 nt
Organism: Aspergillus wentii DTO 134E9
Lineage: Eukaryota; Fungi; Ascomycota; Eurotiomycetes; Eurotiales; Aspergillaceae
Exons: 3
Coding region: 241-579 (112 amino acids)
Molecular function (GO): protein dimerization activity; DNA binding
Source: RefSeq, a predicted model, not a curated record
CAUCUCACUCUCGUUACUUUGUCGAUCGUGGUUUUGAAAUUGACGGAGACCCACCAGUGUCCACAGCUUGAUAUGUAUGCUAUUAUAAUAGAGGUCUCCCAGCUGAAGCAUAUAUGGACGUGUCAUAAUGUACUAAUCUCCCCCGUCAUUCUAUUAAAUUACUGGUGUUUUACUUCCUAGAUCGGGCGACAAGAAUCAUAUCUUUGCGCCGGUUACCCUCACCUCUAUUCUAUCAUCACUAUGGGCACAGAGCCGAAGACCGCUGGCUACCACCGGAAUGCGGCUCGGCGGAGAAAUACUAUCUUUAAAAAGUGCGAAGAGUUGAGCCGGCUUGGGGUCGACCUUUGGAUUAUUAUCGGUUCAACCGAUCAAACACAUGUCUUCAAAUCAAGAGACCGUGGUCUGUUUGAUAGGUUUGACAGGCAAGUGAUGCUAUCGUGCACUCGACCCAAAUGGCAAAAACCUCAAAAGGAUAUCCUGGCACCAACCAUAGCGCCUCGUCGAGUGCUCAUUGUCGAUCGGCUGCGUGCGGACCAUUCAGGUUCUGCGAUAGAGGAAAGCACAACCCUAGUGAAAUGA